Mastomys coucha (southern multimammate mouse) is the source of this 4747-nucleotide messenger RNA. RefSeq names its product LIM zinc finger domain containing 1 (gene Lims1). Gene Ontology annotation, cellular component: cytoplasm; cell-cell junction; focal adhesion. The record is from RefSeq and is a predicted model, not a curated record. Bases 243 to 1439 code for a protein of 398 amino acids. Gene Ontology annotation, biological process: cell-cell junction organization; positive regulation of substrate adhesion-dependent cell spreading; positive regulation of integrin-mediated signaling pathway. NCBI's taxonomy places the organism in Eukaryota, Metazoa, Chordata, Mammalia, Rodentia, Muridae. The transcript is spliced from 10 exons.
CUCAGACACAAAUUGUCACUGCCACAUGAAAUGGUUUUGAGAACUUCUAGAAUUCAUAAUAGAUCCAGAUUGCUGUGCUGCAGAGCUCUUAACAUGAAAAGUCAGGAGUGACCCUGGCAGCUGGGUGACGCAUGUGGGAACAGUGGGAGUGACCCUGGCUGGGAAACAGGAGGCCUGGAUAUUGUUUCUCUUCUCUGUAUCCUGCUCGGCAUCACAGAACUCUGAACUCUCAAGCUUGUACAAUGGCCUUCCCAGGACGGGCACGCCCGUGCACUAUCCCAGAGAAUGAAGAAAUCCCCCAGACAGCCCUUAACAGUGUCCCCGAAGCUAAUGGGAAUGAAGACGAGAGGGCUGUGUCUAACCUGCAGCGCAGGCACAGUGACGUAAAAGUCUACAAGGAAUUCUGUGAUUUUUAUGCGAAAUUCAACAUGGCCAAUGCCUUAGCCAGUGCCACGUGUGAGCGCUGCAAGGGGGGCUUUGCACCUGCCGAGAAGAUCGUGAACAGUAAUGGUGAGCUGUACCAUGAACAGUGCUUCGUAUGUGCUCAGUGCUUUCAGCAGUUCCCAGAAGGACUCUUUUAUGAGUUUGAAGGAAGGAAGUACUGUGAGCAUGACUUCCAGAUGCUCUUUGCUCCCUGCUGCCACCAGUGUGGGGAGUUCAUCAUCGGCCGGGUUAUCAAAGCCAUGAACAACAGCUGGCAUCCUGAGUGCUUCCGAUGUGACCUCUGCCAGGAGGUGCUGGCAGACAUAGGGUUUGUCAAGAAUGCUGGCAGACAUCUAUGUCGCCCAUGUCAUAAUCGUGAAAAGGCCAGAGGCCUUGGAAAAUACAUCUGCCAGAAAUGUCAUGCCAUCAUUGAUGAACAGCCUCUGAUCUUCAAGAAUGACCCUUACCAUCCAGACCACUUCAACUGUGCCAACUGCGGGAAGGAGCUAACUGCUGAUGCUCGGGAGCUGAAAGGGGAGUUAUACUGUCUGCCAUGUCAUGAUAAGAUGGGGGUCCCUAUCUGUGGCGCCUGCCGGAGGCCCAUUGAAGGGCGAGUAGUGAAUGCCAUGGGCAAGCAAUGGCAUGUAGAGCAUUUUGUUUGUGCCAAAUGUGAAAAACCAUUUCUUGGACAUCGCCAUUAUGAGAGGAAGGGCUUGGCCUAUUGUGAAACUCACUAUAAUCAGCUAUUUGGUGAUGUUUGUUUCCACUGCAACCGUGUCAUAGAAGGUGAUGUGGUCUCUGCCCUCAACAAGGCCUGGUGCGUGAGCUGCUUUGCCUGUUCCACCUGCAAUACCAAACUGACACUCAAGGAUAAGUUUGUUGAAAUUGAUCUAAAGCCAGUCUGCAAAUACUGUUAUGAGAAAAUGCCAGAAGAGUUUAAGAGGCGACUUGCCAAACGGGAGAGAGAAGCAAAGGAUAAGGACAAGCAGAGAAAGAGAAAGCCAGUGUGUCUGUAACGUUCUAUCCCUUUCACACCAUUCUCAUUGCUUCUCUGUGGAAUAAAUUUGUGGAGUUUGACAUGAAGCCAGUCUGUAAGAAGUGCUAUGAGAAAUUUCCUUUGGAGCUGAAGAAAAGACUUAAGAAACUAUCUGAGACCUUAGGAAGGAAAUAACUUUUGGUGUCUUUUCUCUCUCUUCUAAUCAAUGUUACUUAACUUGAUCGACCUUGAUCCACCCUUGCUUAAAACUAUAUCAAAGCAUUAGAGAGAAUGGUUUUCUUCAUUUCCCUUUUCUCAUGUAAAAUGAAAGAAAAUGUUUAUUUCUAUGAAAAAACACACAUGAAAUCAGAACUUUCAUUUCUUUAGCUAUAUAUUAGUCUGUAGGCAUUAAAAGUAUAUAACCAAAAAACAAAAACAAAAAAAAAGGUUAAAGGAUAUUUUUAAUUGAGCCAUCCAAAAUAUAAAUUUAACUCUUUAGAGUUAAACACCCUGCUCUGUGGACCAACAGAAGCACUUGCUGCCAGCCCUAGUGGACUAAGUUGGAUCCUUAAAGUAUCUGAGACCAUGUCCAGGUGGGUCGUGUAAACAAGAACUCACUCCCACAAGUUGUCCUCUAGGCUCCACUGUCGGCCAUGGUGGAUAUACACCAACACACACAAUUAAUAAAUGUAAUGAACAACCACUGUUCUAAAGAGUCAGCUUUUACAUGACUCACAUUUUAAAGGACCCCAAACUUUGCUUUCCUUGAUAUCAUAAGAAUAUAAUCCCAAUCAUGAACUGGGAACUCUAUAGGGGAGGUAAGUAGGUUACCAGAGCAGUCCUGUGUAGGCAUGUGCUUAUCCAGUGAGCAUUGUGAAAGGAACAUGCAUAUUACUAAAGAGCAAUCCUGUGUAGGCAUGUGCUUAUCCAGUGAGCAUUGUGAAAGGAACAUGCAUAUUACUAAAGAGCAAAACAUUUCAGAAUGGCUUGAUUUUUUUUUUUUAUUAAAUCACUAUGCUUAGUUUUCUAUUUCGUUCUCCUUAUAAAUUUUUCCUUCAUAAAAUUACUUAGCAUACUAGCUACUAAUGUCUUUUACAUUUUUUGAACAAAACAAAACAAAAAAGUUAUCUAGAAAAUCCUGCAUACAUUGUGAUGUUGGGGAAAUGAAGCAUUUUAAAAAUAUAUUAUACAAUUAUGCUUCUAAGCUUAUUGUAAAAUCAUAGUACUCAAGUGGGACAUGACAUGCACUAUUAGGCAGCUUGGAGUAUGGCUUUCAAAAGUGAGUGUGAGCCAGAUGUGGUGGCACUAGGCUUUAAUCCCAGCACUCUGGAGGCCAAGACAGGCAGAUCUCUGUGAGUCCUAGGCCAACCAGAGCUGCAUCUUAAAACCUUGUUUCAGAAAAAAUGACUGUAUCUCAUAUUACCUUUGUGCUAAUAGCUAUGCUUCAUAUAUAAUCUAACUUACCUUGCCUUAGAAAACUGCAUUCUAUAAUCAGAAAUUCUAGCUACUUCCUAUAAUACCAAAAUAAGUAUUUGGACUGAGAUUAAUUCUUUUCUCAGGAAGCCAAUGAAAGUUAAUUCCUGUCCUCUUAUUAGAACUAUGCUGAUUUAUUAAAACAUAUUUUAAUGAAGGCUUUUUCAUUUCAAACAUCAUAACUGGGUUUUAUUUACUAUAAAGUAGUAAAACAGUAUAAAUGAUACUUUUAGAUUGAAAGAGGCUAGUAAGAGUAUCAACUUUAAGUAAAAAUCAGUGAGUUUUGUUUUAUAAAAAUUUUUAUCUUGAAAUAUCUGGACCAUUCUUUUUGUAUAAGCUCAAUAUGCAAAAGUAUGAACAUUUUUAAAUUUUUUCUGCUGCUAACAUGUUACCUUCUUUUUCUCAGUUGCCAAGAUAUAUUUUGCAAACAUUGCACUAUAGUCUCAGCACUUGGGAGGCUGAGGAAGAAAGAUUACCAGGAGUUCUAGGUCAGUGUGAGAUGCUAUCCCCCAAAACAUCCCCACAAACAAAAACACUAGUGUAUUGUUUUGCCAUAAAGAAUAUCUCAGGAGCCUAGAAAAAUGGACCUGAGUUUGAACUUGGAGAGGGCAGAUCUCUAGACUUAGCCAGCUCAGCCUAACAACUGAGCCACAGAUCCAAGGGGGAAAUCCUGUAUCACGAAAAGCAAGGUGGAUGGCUCCUGAGGAAUGACAGCCAGGAUUGAAAUCUGGCCUCCACAUACACACAUACACAUGCGCACACAUUCAGAAAUAUAGACAUAUACACACAAAAAAAUAGAUAUCUCAGGAUGCUGUUACUCUGCCAUUAACAGUUUGUAAUCAUGAAUCUUCAAAAUACUUGAUUAUGCACAUUAUGGAAUACGUUUCUGUUUUCAGAUAACUAACUUGUAACCAAUCAUUUUAUUUCCUAAUAUUCUUUUGGAAUUAAGAGAAUUAUAAAUGAUUAAAAAUAUACAUGCUUUGUGUUUGUUUAGCAUUUUAAAUUUGUCUUUGCUUUUGACAACAAGAACCAAAAUUUCUUUAGUGUGCCUUUGUCAGCUAAGAAUUACUAGCAGUGAUUACCUUAAAAGUAUUUAUGAACUAUUGUACAUGCAUUUAGGCAAAUAGAAUUUGUAGUCUAGGGUCUCGAUGCUAAGUUCUUACAUACCUCACUGGAAGCAUGGAGCAGAAAGGCAGGCAUUCCCGUGCUUUCCCCAUCACUUUAGAGGUGUAUGCCUUGCCUGACUGCCUUUGCUUACGUGACAUCGCUUAGCCAGAGUCCCCAUGUUGUCUUUGCUCACAUCUCUUCAGACAGGAAUAUUCCAGUAAGUUUGAUCUCAUAAUUACAUGGUGAUUCAUCUAGAGAUGGUGCUUCACUGUGGGGUAUCAUUAGAGCCCAUAGUGUGGAAGAAGAUGGAGGUCUAAAAGGGGCCAUGACAAAGACGUCAUCCAGUUCCUACUAGUUGUGGAGCUUCACUGGCUGAUGACAUUUGUCAGUGAACAUCUCUGUUUGAAUUUCUGAGAACAAUUUGAAAUAAUUCAUUGUGCUUAUGAAAUUUCUAAGUGCCCUUUUUGUCCUUAGUUACCCUAACGUAACAUGGAAAAUGGAUACACAAAAAAUAUUUUUUAUGUCAUGUUGAAAGCCUUAUUAACACUUUGCCUGAAAUAGGUCAUUUUGCCUCAUCCAUUUGCCAAAGUAGCCAAUUCCAAGUUAAGGAAACUUGGAUGUAGGCUGACAAUAUUCUUGUAUUUUAUUUUAGAUUGUAAGCUUAAUGGCAGGAAAUUAUAUCAAUAAUUGUGCUUUUUAUGUAGCAACCAUUGCUGUGUACUUUUGGUGCUUAAUAAAUAUUCAUAAUUAUUUGUAGUGUGUUACGUA